Molecule: messenger RNA, 672 nt
Organism: Pneumocystis carinii B80
Lineage: Eukaryota; Fungi; Ascomycota; Pneumocystomycetes; Pneumocystales; Pneumocystaceae
Exons: 6
Coding region: 45-626 (193 amino acids)
Biological process (GO): hydrogen peroxide catabolic process; cellular response to oxidative stress; cell redox homeostasis
Cellular component (GO): cytosol; mitochondrion; peroxisome
Molecular function (GO): thioredoxin peroxidase activity
Source: RefSeq, a predicted model, not a curated record
GUCGAGGGCUGUUGACUGGUAGGAAGGAUAAGGUUAGGAAAAGUAUGAAUUCAUGGAUAAAAGGAGGUUUAAAGAUGAGAAAUAUGUUUGUUUUUAUUAGGAAGAAGGAUCUUAGUGGGAUACGUUGUUUUUUGGGCGAAAAUUCGGUUGAAAUUGGACCAGGAGAUAGAAUACCAAAUGAAAAGUUGAUGGAGAAGAAUUUAACGGAUCUUAUUGAUUUGGGAGAAAUUCUUCCGAAAAAAGCGAUUAUUAUUGGAGUUCCAGGGGCAUUUAGUCCUACAUGUUCUAUUAAGCAUCUUCCUGGAUUUCUGAGUAGAUUGAAUGAAUUUGAGGAGAAAGGAGUUGGGUUAAUGGCAUGUAUUUCGGUUAAUGAUGUUUUUGUUAUGAAUGCCUGGAAAAGUUCGUUUUGUAUAAAGUCACCUAUGGUUCGUUUUUUUGCUGAUCCAACAGCACAAUGGACAAAAGCAGCCAAUUUAUCAUUUGAUGCUACAAAAGUAUUUGGGAAUCAUAGGAGUAAACGUUAUGUUCUUUUUAUUGAAGAUGGACUUGUCAAAAAGGCCUUUAUUGAGCCUAAUUCUGUCGGUCUGGUAGAAUGUAGUGCAGAAAGAAUUCUUGGUGCUAUAUGAUCUAUCUUUUUCUCAUGUUGUUGUAUUUUUUCUUAUCACCUUGCUU